Messenger RNA from Porites evermanni, 11484 nucleotides. The record is from the annotation of a GenBank genome assembly. Lineage: Eukaryota; Metazoa; Cnidaria; Anthozoa; Scleractinia; Poritidae.
AUGUGCUUCUUUGUAGGGAAUGAUUUCCUUCCCCACUUACCUUCACUAGAAAUCAGGUAAAAUGCCAAAAUAUUUUUGUUGUAAUAAAAUCGUACUGCAUGUACAUUAUAGCUUUAGAACCUGUAAUGUAAUUCUACACAUAGGUCGAAACCAUUCACGUGAAACUUGAACUUCAAAAAUACUUUUAUAUGAUGCAUUUCCUUCAUGUUGAAUUUGCUUUAGCAGUAUUUUUUGAAUCCAUUAUUUUAGUCCCCUGAUUGUUCAUGUAGUACAAACCUCUUUUGGUACUGUUUCAGCAGGUAGUUACCAUAAUCAUAAGUUUUGUUGUUUUUCUCCAGAGAGGGAGCUAUUGAUAGACUGGUGGGCAUUUACAAGAGAGUUUUACCAAGAUGUGGGGUAAGAGCAAUGGAUAUUCUUGCAGAUUGUCAUCAUUAUGUUCAUUGUUGUCAAUGAAGAAGUUUUUUAAGCUCGCUUACUCAAUGGGCUAGGGUCCAGGCAAGGCAUCUUGCAAGCAAGUAUGCAUGCAAACAAGCACGCAAGCAUGUAAACAAGCAUGCAAGCAAUCAUGCAAGCAUGCAAACAAGCAAGCAUGCAAGCAUGCAAACAAGCAAACUUGUAAGCAUGCAAGCAAUAUGAAUGUGGGAGCUGCUUGUUCAACAGACAGGCAGGAAUUUAAGUCUUGGACAAUCGCCACCUUUAUGAUAAAGCACCUCCGUAAUGUGCUCACAGUGUACUUGUGCAAGUUAAAUGUGGGUAUUUACAAUGCAUGAUGCAUACUUUAAUCUAUUUACAGGGCUAUCUAGCAAAACAUGGAAUUGUUGAUUUGAAUCGAGUUCAAAUGGUUCUUCAAGGUGCGUAGAAAGAUUUGAUAAGCUUGAAGAUAGUUAUAAUAAUAACAUAAGUAUUCAUCAUAUCUGUCAAUCAAGCCUUCAAGGAUCUGAUCUUAGUUUGAUUCUUGCGAUCAUGAUGUCUUCUAAGACAAAAAUAAUUGCUUCACUCCAUCUUUCUUUACCAGCCCAGUGUAUAAAUGGGUAUCAGUAAUUUUCAUUUUGUAUAGUACUAUUGGGCGUAACCCUGCAAUGGAUUGGCAUUGUGUCCAACGCCCAGCCAUUUUGACCUUUUUCUUGGUCAAUAAUGCAUAGUUAUAGGUGUAAUGCGAUGUAAUUUUAUUCAAGAUUCGUAACCCAUCUGGCAUGUAUGGUGUGUAUUUUGUCAUGUUAUUAGAGUAGUAACCAAACCUAUGUGUUCAUUUAGAGCUUGGUUACGUUGAAGAUGAGAUUUUUAAGAAGAGGCAAGCAAAUGAUGUGAGUACUCUAAAUUUAAAUAAAUUUUGAUGGAUUAGAAUAUUAAAAUAUUGCUUACAUGUUGAUAUGGUUGUGACUUAUGACCAUUGUACGUACAUGAACUUGUAUGUGAAGUAAUACAUUUGUAAUACAGCUCUGUAAGUGCUCCUAGUGGUUUUACUACUUACUUGUUGGGUGUAUCCUUCCCCACCAUCCCCCCUUCCCUCCCCCCUUCACUCCCCCCUUCCCUUCCCCCCUUUCCUCCUCCCUUCCUCCCCUUCGCCCCUCUUACUCCCUUCUAGACCACACAAAAUAUUGUUGCAAUGUAAGUAAAAGUUUGUCGCAACAGAUGAUUUUGUUUUUUUAUAGCUGGCAUACAAAAGACGUCUCAAGGAAAACAAAGAAAGGGAGAGACAGAAAAGACAGCGAAUGGUAUGUUUUUUGGUUAUUAUAAUAAUUAUGACCACAGUUUUCAGUCUAGACGCUAAGAGUCCAAGUAAUACUAAGUUUUUGGUCUGUCUAUAAUGUCAUAUAACACUAGUUCAUGAUAAUCUUUAUCUCCUUGGUGGUUACAAUUGUAGUUCUGCAUACAGCUUUACAUGUAGUUCCACAUUUAUCAUAAUAAUUGAAAUGAUUGCUUUUGGGCAUUUUUUUAAACCAAUACCAAUAUUGCAUUGACUGUGCAUCUGAGUGAAAGGUUUGAUACAAUGUACGUUUUGAUCUUGAUAUCAGGAUGCACCUCUAUGGACACCCAGUGGUCAGUUUAGUCCACACGUCAUAACUAACACACCCUCGCCUGUUGUGUCUCCCCGCCAAGAGGCUUAUGCCAUGCGACAACAAGCCAUGUCUUACAGUGCUGGGAACACAACACCACAGGAUAAAGCAAAUAAGGUACAGUGGCUUUAGCAAUGCAGCUGUUAUUACAACGAAAACUCUAACACCUUCCUCUCUUUAAUGGCAAACAACUUGCCUCUUUCCCCAAAUUUGCAUUUUUCAAGGCUUUGGCUGAACAUUGAAUUAAGCUCUUAAGAUCUGAAGUAGAAACCUCUUAAUCAAGAAUUUAAGAAGUGUACAUCUGAAAUUUUUUUUUAUAAAAAUGUUGUCUAACUUCAGAAUUAGAUGGUAACUAUGAUAUAGUCUGUAGAACUUGUAGACGCAUUGAAUUUGACUUUAGGUAAGGUAAAAGUUCACAUCCAGUGGAUGUUUCAUAUAUUUUUUUAUAUCUUUAUAUCUUGGUAUCUGCUUCAUAUUAUUCAGAGUUAUACUGGAAAAUAAUAACUGCAGUCAUUGUUGUUUGUUACUGUAGAGUGCAGCAGCAGACCUGAGAGCUAUGCUCACUACACCUUCUCCAAAUGCAAGUAUGGUGAGUAAAAUACAAGUGAAUAGUUUAAUGUACAAAAGUCUCUACAUAUAUUAUAGUAUGUUUGUGUUAGUGUUGACAUUGCACACCACACAACAGCAUUUGCACCUUGCCGGUCUGGAGCAAAGUGGACUACUGUUUAAUGCAAACCAGAGUGAUGAUUUCCAACUUUUAUUUGCAAUAUGUAUGUCAUUUACAAUGUAAUUACCACAAAUUCGGUUCUCAGGUUUCAACCUACAUGUACUCCCCAGUUUCUGGAUAUCAGAUGACUUGUUCUGCUGAUUUGUAUCUUUCUAAACUCUCUUUGUAUUGUUCUCUGAGGGAUUUUUCUUAAAAUUUGAUGGUUUUAUUUUCAGUUCUUGUAUACUACUGGGCAUCAAAUCUUUAUAAUCAGUCUUAAAAUAUUUUAGCUGUAAUCGUUUCAACCUUACAUAAAUUAGCUAGGUUGUUUUAUUGACUAUGCAAAAGAAAAUUUAUUUUACAUUCCUUAUCACUUUAUUUUAUUUUUUUUAUUCCUGUUUUACAUGUAUUUUUACCAAUAUUUUCUAUCACUUUAUUUAAACUGUAGUUAUCUGCUGCAAGUACACCCAAUUCUGUUCCUGUAUCAAACAAGAGAAAGAAAGAUGAUGAUGAUGACGAGGAACCGAAAGACGAUAUCAGGUAAAGUUGGCCAAAUAGACUGUCAGCAAUACUAGGUAUCCCUUUUUGUCCUCAGUUAAUGUACAUGUGCCAGCUGGCUGGUGAAUGUGUUUGUUGGUAUACUUUUCUCCCCUUCAAAAAAACAGGAAAAGAAAGACAUUACCUGCAGGCUAUCAGCUUAAUAUGCACUGGGGUAUAAUAACACCCUGGAUACCAAAGGGUUUUUUGUGGUGUUUGGUUGUCUCGUUGUCUUAUUAGAUGAGGUGUGGGUGCUACAACAGCAUUUCCCAACCCCUUACUCUAACAGGGGUUAUUCUAAUACCAUUGCAGCCAGUACUAAGGGAAGUGUCCGUGCAGGAUACAGCUGUUUUGAGAAUGAUUGUCGGAAAAAGUGCACGCGACAAUCCCGAAAGGUAUUGUGGGUGGUUUUGAGUUCACUGUUUGUCAAAGAAAUUUGAAAGAAUGGCACGAGAGGCCAUGGAUGUAUGUCUGUGAGUGUUAAAGGAAAGCAACAAAAGUAGAUUCGACAGCUACAGUGUCAGGAACAGUGUAUUGCUCAUAUCCCUUAUUACCUUUCGGGAUUGUCACGUGCACAUUUUUUCCGACAACCUUUCUCGAAAUAGCUGUAUAUGUCGGCCUUAUACAGAGUCAAAAAAGAUGCCUGGGUGAUCAUCUUGGUGUCCAUUUACAUGUAAGGGGGGCGUUUGUAUUACAGCAAGUCAAACAAAGGACUCAGGGGUGACAGGGACAAAUUCUAGUGCAUUUAAGAAAGGUGUCCAGUUUCUAAAUUAUUGUUGUCUGUUGUGAGUGACAGUGUUGACCGUAUUUACUAUGAGACUAUUCCCUAACCUCUUACCGUAAAUCCUACAAGCCCAUAUGAGGGGGGCUAUUUGAGAGGGGGAGCUUAUUUAAUUUAGAAAAGACUAUGGUAUCAGUUCUCCAUAAAGACCUAGAUUACAAAGUGGAAAAGCUCAAGUACAAGAAGGUUGGAGGUCAUGCAGCCGAGGAUCAGAAUAAAAUCCAAACUUCCUGUUGGUAAAUAAACCAUCCCAGAUCAGUCCCCAUGAAGUUUUACAGUUGUGAUUGAUUAAUGUGGUCUAUCAUUUGUCAGCGAAGAAUAUUUAGGAGAGAGGAGGGGGGGAGGUGGUUAUUAGAGGGAAGGGUGUAUUUGAGAGUGGAGACUUAACAGAGGAUUUACAGUACCUAAUUUUUUCUGUUAUCAGGUUAUGGGAAGCAGGUUGGAAGGGUCGCUAUUAUCAAAACAAGUUUCAUAUAUCUGAGAAUGAAGAAGGAUAUGAUGAUUUCCGGAAGAAAGUGGUAACAUACUAGAUUCCUUAUCUUGAUUGUUAUUAGACUGGAAACAAAAGUACAAGAAAUAUUGCUAAAAUUUUGGUGGAGAAGGCCAAUGAAAGUGUAAACACUCUUUUAUUUUAUUUUCUCUUUCUUUGACAAGGCUGAUGCUUAUGUUGAGGGACUCUGCUGGGUUUUACUUUACUAUUAUCAGGUAAGUAAUUACUGAAGCUGUUUGUAUUAAUUUUGAGUUUAUAGUACUGAAAGAAGUGGCCAAAACACCCUCACAUUGAGGAGGUGUGGGGGGCUUUACAGGACACUCCCAUCCGUGAGGACUGAUAGACACAAUUUUUUGGCCUGUAAAUUUAUGCGAAACUUAGAUAGUUUGUGUACAUGAAACUUUCAUAGUUAGAUAAACUGCACAGGGACAUUUACUUGUAUAUCUUCUACUUGUGGUAGAGAGGAGGCUAUUCGAGUGAGACGCGUCUUUUUAAGGGGGCAGGAAAUUGGUCUUAAAUUAAUGGUAUUUUUUUUAUAAAUUAACCAUCCCUUUUUUUUCUUCAGGGAUGUCCAUCUUGGAAGUGGUUUUAUCCUUAUCAUUAUGCACCAUUUGCAUCUGAUUUUCGUGAUCUUGGUUCACUUCCCAACUCAUUUGAACGUGGAACACAACCGGUAACUGAAUCUCAAUUUAAUGUUAUUCAAUUAUAUACAAGACGUGCUUGCUUUCCAUCUUUUUUUUGAUAUCUGUCAAGUUCGUAUUACCAGUGAAAAUGUGAAGAAAAAAAGGCAGUUAAUAAACUUUUCUUGUGGCAUGGGGCUUCAACGCUCGCCGCUCGCGCCUUUUUUACACGUGCUUCUCCGGCGUGGGUGUUACACGUGCUACUCGUUUCAGUAACUUUGAAGAAAAUAAGAGACAACUUGCAGUGUAAUUAAUGUGUAUAGUGGAAUUCUGAAUAUUUGCACUUUAUUAUUUGUCCAUCUUUUUUUCUUGAUGUGCAGAAAUAGCUACUCUGUUAGUUUGAAUAAUAUUUAUUCUGCUAUGUCUGAAGUCUCUGAAUCAUGUUUACAGCGUUCUUUGAUUCGUUUUCUUUUGCUCUGAUUGCAGUUCAAACCUUUGGAGCAGUUGAUGGGUGUGUUCCCAGCAGCCAGCGGCAAAUUUCUGCCUCCCACCUGGAGAGAACUUAUGUCACACCCGGUAAAUGGACACUCUUCUUUUCUCAUUGAUUUUUGAUUGACUGUUUAGAUGAUAUGUUCGUCGAUGUUUAUUAUUUAAAUAGUAUAUUCAUUGAUUGAUUAAAUGAUUGAUUUAUUAAUGAUUGACUGCUCUUUGUGUUUCAGGAUUCAGCAAUAAUUGACUUUUAUCCUUUGGACUUUGAGAUUGACCUCAAUGGAAAGAAAUAUGCUUGGCAAGGUACCUUAAAGAACUUAAGAAACAUGCACUAACACAGCGCAACACAACAAAUUGUUUGAGCCUCUCUCAGGUGAAAGAAAUACUUGGCUCUGACACUUAUACACAGGCACACCAAUCAAAUAAAAUUAACUGGUUACAAAUGCACCUACCAGGAGGUAGUCCAACUGUUGGCUAUUGGUUGACACAGUAGUCGUUUGAAGGGGGAAGAAAGGGAGAUAUUGCAUGCGGAAACAUGUAUGGCAUUCUCUUGGACCCAGUAGUAACAUCUUCCAUGUAUUUUUCACCACAGGUGUGGCUUUGCUACCUUUUGUUGACGAGAAGAGACUGCUAGGUGCUCUUAGUAAUGUAUAUCCUGAUUUAACAGAUCUGGAAAGUAAGUUUAUGCAACAUUUCAUUUCUAAUGGCAGUGCUUCAUAGUAGGUGGUACUUUAGGAGGGUGCCUUGGUCCUUAAGUUUUUUAGGAAGCUGUGGCCAAAGCGUGACACAACAGCAGCAGUGAUUAUCUCUAGUGUAGCAUAUUCGCAAAACCUACCCUUAAGCGUGACUAAGCUGUUAUUUUCAGCUUGUCUUGCGUGACACCACAGUAAUGUGGUGACGUUCUGAAAACUUGGAGAUGUACUCAUUUCACAAGCUAACCAUUCUUUGGUUUAUUUGUCUCGUUUCAGAGAAGCGGAACAGUCGUGGUAAAGAUCGUCUGUUCGUUCGUCAGGGCAAUCCUACAUUUGACUUCUUCGUUGGUUUAUAUGAAGGAGACGGCAUUAAAGAGGUAAGCCUCUACAAUGUAUUUUUAAAGGUUAUUGCUUCUUCCUGCUUGACGCAAACCAUUCGAGUAUCCGAACUCAGAACUUCUGAGAACAAAUCCAGCUAGUGGUCAAGUGUGAGGGAGGACUUAACUUGGGAUCUCUGGAUAGCAAGUACAGUAUUCUAACCUCUCAGCCAUGAUGCCUAGCCACAAGCAGCCACUUGUACCUUCCCCGAGCUAUGGUGGCCUCACAGCAGAGAUUUAACUGCUCAUAUCUGGUGUGUUGUAUCUUUUAGGCAGUCGACGUAGUAGCAGACCUAACAGGGGGUAUGUCAGGCAAGGUACAGACAGAUGAUUGCCCCAUCCUACCUCACAAGUAAGUUCAUUCAGAUGAGUAAUUUUUGAAUUGCAUGGUCGUUUUAAGAUGAAAUGAUCACUGAUAGUACUUCAAAAAGUUAUUGCGGUCACUUCAAGAGGUGGUCGUUCAUGAGAGGUUCCAACUAUAGGGUUUUGAGAGGGAAUAUUUUUUCGCUUUGGAGAGAUGGUCGCCAACAAGAGAGAUAGCCACACUUGGAGGUUCAACAGCAGAAGCUUUUCUUUGAAUGAUAGCAUUGAACCAAAUGUAUCUCCAUAUCCUUGCGAAUCUGUUUAGGUUUCUUUGCUUAUGCAGUCUGUUAACUAACGUUUACAUAACAGUCCCAAUGUGCAGGUCGAUACUACACCAGCCAAGUCUCUUACGUGACCUCCAACUGGAAGAGCCUAAAAAGUAGAGGUCUGAUACGUUCACACACUUAAACAAACUAAACUAUCUUUGACAGCUUAAUAAACAGGUUUUCCUUCAAUGUCUUUUCAGAACAGUUCCUUCACCCGUUCCUCAACUCUACGACCUCAAAGAUAACAGAACCAUCAGGUAAACAACAAUAACAUCAACAACACAAACACAACAUAGCAUGUCAAACUCGCUCCCAGGGUCCUCUCUUAGUCAUUCUCCAGCGUAAGAGUAGGAGAAAAACCUGGGAACAAGGCUGCAUAGCAUGUAUGACUCAGACGCGAUUCACCAGUUUUAUAAGUUUUUCUGUCAGAGUGUAAUGUUGAAAACUAAUUGUUUGUCGUAUUAUUGAAUUGUUCACUUUUAGUGUGUUUUUCAUCGACCCUGCUUAUGAUACGGAUCAUAUUUUUAAGGCGGAUGUCUUACCUAAGGCGGAGUAAGUGAAAGUUAGAUAAUUUAUUAAGUCCUCGUUGUAUUGCUUUUUAUAUAUUAAAUGCUGUAUGUACUUACACUUUUAUCUAUAUGUACCUCGUUGGGGCCUCAAAAACAUUCCAUGGUACGGGGAUACCCCCUCCCCCCUUCAAUGUGCAAACCCCUCCCUUCUCUUGUGUCUAACCCUUCUCCCCGAUGUCCAACCCUUCCCUCUCCGAUGUCCAAAACCAUUCCCCCCCUCCCAAUGUCCUAACCCCUCCCCCCUCUUAUGUCCAACCCUUCCCUCCCCCUGAUGUCUGACCCUUCCUCCCCCCCCAUGCCCCAACCCUUCACCCUCCCCUACCCCACCCCCCCCCUCCCCCUACUUCUCAACCUUCCCACCNACCUAAGGCGGAGUAAGUGAAAGUUAGAUAAUUUAUUAAGUCCUCGUUGUAUUGCUUUUUAUAUAUUAAAUGCUGUAUGUACUUACACUUUUAUCUAUAUGUACCUCGUUGGGGCCUCAAAAACAUUCCAUGGUACGGGGAUACCCCCUCCCCCCUUCAAUGUGCAAACCCCUCCCUUCUCUUGUGUCUAACCCUUCUCCCCGAUGUCCAACCCUUCCCUCUCCGAUGUCCAAAACCAUUCCCCCCCUCCCAAUGUCCUAACCCCUCCCACUUCUUAUGUCCAACCUUUCCCUCUCCCUGAUGUCUGACCCUUCCUCCCCUACGAUGUCCGAACCCUUCACCCUCCAGUGUCCAAACCCCUCCCUACUCUUAUGUCCAACCCUUGCCUCCCCCUGAUGUCCAACCUUACCCCUUCGAUAUCCAAACCCUUCCCCUUCUAAACAAAAAUGUCAAUAAACAGUUACCCCUUCAUAUACCUUCCCAAGAAAAUAAUAUCCCCUUCAUGAACCUACAAAAAGGUUUUUUGUAAUUAGCUGUGGGAGUUUGCCUCAUGUUCCUUGUGUGUGACCUUUUAAAAUAAUAACGUAAAUUAGCCAUCGAUCGUGUCUUUUACAAAUGUACCGUACUUUGAAAGACCCUUUCAAACGCUUUAAAACUAAUAUUCCUUACCCUUUUCUAUCUGCUAUCUCGUUAAAUUCCUACCAUUUUUCAGAUACCUAGAUUACCCCUUUUGGGUGGAACAUCUCCCCUGUAGUUCCAUUACAGGGAGUUCCAUCUGUGUAUAAGCUGAUUACUAGAUGAUCACAUGGUCAGACCAGUUAGUUCUCUGCAGCUCGAUUAUGGAUACCCAUCCCAUACAGUAAUUGUUUUUUCCAGGUGCAACUUGCACUUAACGCAAGCAGUACGGGUAAAAUUUCUUGUAUUACGGAUUAUCACGCCAGAUCGUUUGCUAGUCGUCCUACCAAUCGCGUUUUACACGUAAUUCUUUAUUUUUUAGUACUGUAAUAACUCAGAUCACCUACCCCUCCCCUAAGCCAACAUUUUGCCCUAUGUGACAAGUAAGUGUUGAUGUUGGCUUAAGAGAGGGGUAGGUGGGCAGUUUCCCAGAAACGCAUAAAGAUCCAAUGACUAUUCCUUAGUCUAAAGCAUCGCCUGUGAUUUUCUCUUCACCAGUCCCCCUGCUCGUGUUCUCAAGCCAGAAGGUUAUGAUAGUAACAGGCCAUACAGACCAGUUAUUGGAAUGAACGCUAACAGAACCUCGUUUGCUCAUUUGGGUGAUGCGGGGCGGCGGAUGCUUAAGUAAGUAGAGUAGUAAUCUGUAGUGGUACCUGAUGGUGUGACUGUGCUUUAUAUGAUUCAAUUAGUGUUCUGUUGUGUGUCCUGAUAGGGUGACUGUGCGUUAUUGAUUCAAUUGAUUUUAUGACAUGCAUGUGAUAAACAAAUCCUUUUUUAAGACAAAAAAUAAACUUAAAGAGUAAGUGGAUGUGAGGCACCAACCUGGUCCCCACGUUUCUGUGUAAUCUCGUCUCCAGGGCUUUUUCCCAAAGAAAAGGGAAAAGCCCUGGGUCAGACAGCCUGUUCCAGGCGAUCAGAUUGUGUGGACGGCGCAGAGAAGGUGUGAGCAGGAAAAAAACAGCGUCUCUUCCUCCUUUUUCCUCCCGCUCUCUCACUUCGCGCUGCACUCCGCUAUCUAACCGUUGGAGCUUUCAACAAGCUACUCCGUUGUAGCCGCCUACACAGACGUACUUAGGGGUUCGUCACGCGUUGGGGAGGAUUGCGUGACGAGCCAACAGAACCUCUUCGUGUGAAGCUAACUCUGGGGACGAGGUUGUGGUUUGAAGAUUUAUACUCCUGGUGUAAUCUAAAAAUUUCAAAUAUCGCAUCUGAAGGAAGCUAUAUAAGUUGUUCUCUUUUUAGGGUAGCAUUUUGAUGACAACUUUUCCUCUCUUUUCUUGUCAGUUUUCACAAAGGGGAUCUUUUUCGUCCCUAUACUCCCGCCAGCUACGUGCCGCCCUUUCGGUCGAACUCAUGCCCUCCGCAGAAUGAUUCCAGGCAUGGUUACCCUGAUCGUCCAAGAUCCAAUCCGGGUACACCUGUAUCGUCACGUGGUAAUCAUGAUCCAAGACGACAGAUCUAUGACAGAAAUCGCGCUCCACAGUACAACUCGGGAGGUUACCAAGGCAACCAAUCCUAUUACAAUUCAGGGGGUUACCAAGGUAACAGAUCCCAGUACAACUCGAGUAAUUACCAAGGAAACUGGUCACAAUCAAACGCAUACUCUCGAGGACCUGGGUCGAGUCAAUCUCAGUACUCUCGCGGUAGCUAUCAACACUCGUCACGUGACCCUCGACAGCAGCAGCAGUAUUACAAUCGACAAGGACCUCCCAACAGGGUAAGUUGAACGAUCAAAAACCUUAUUCUCUCAAAUAAGGAAGCGAUUCCGUACAAGAGUACGCGAAAUCUUCUUGCUUUUUUAUUUAGUUAGGUAACGUCCUCUCUUUCUGUUUUCGUUAUUGCAAGGAUCUAUUUCGCAAAUGGUCGCUCCUACCCUUGAAUCAAAUAUCAUUCCUUGGUUUCCCUCUUAUCGCUACAACUGAACUACUUUGCUGAGCCUUCUUGCAUGGCUGCUAAUAAUUUGUCAUUUUUGGAUAAACAUAUGUCCUAUCAUUUCAUUUCAUUUCAUUUUUAUCGGUUAAUUCAAAUUUACAAUUUUAUUUUCUCACUGCCCUCAAAUAGCAAAGGUUAGUUUAGGUGGGCAGUGUACAUAUUAAAAAAACAAACAAACAAAAUACGCACUCCAAAUUGUAUUCAAUUCACAAGUGAACAAAAGUAAUUUAUAUAAAUGUACAAAUGAUAAAGAACAGCAGAAGAACAGAAGAAAAGUUAGCAUGCUUAAAACAAUGCGAAGGUUAACUGGAAUUCAGAAUAUAAAUCAGGAAGUUACAAGUACACUAUUAAGACGAUUGCUAAGAUAAUGAGUGGGUGAAUAUUACGGACACCUGGAACAUGCCGACUUUGUAGUUCAGUUAUCCCGGAUGUGCCUUAUGCGCUGUCCUCAGUAUUACCGCGCUUGCGCAAUUAAAUUGACAACUUGUUAAUUGUGGUUUUGUUUGUACCUCAGGAUGAUCGUCGCCAUUCGUACCCGCUUUCCAAUUACCGUUACAGACCGUACUAA